Messenger RNA from Nanorana parkeri, 1314 nucleotides. Its product is annotated as keratin, type I cytoskeletal 47 kDa-like. Gene Ontology annotation, molecular function: structural molecule activity. The transcript has 7 exons. The record is from RefSeq and is a predicted model, not a curated record. NCBI's taxonomy places the organism in Eukaryota, Metazoa, Chordata, Amphibia, Anura, Dicroglossidae.
AUGUCUAACCGCUUUAGCUCAGCAUCAUCUUACCAAACUUCAAGCUCAGGCGGCGGCUUUGGAGGGGGUUUUGGUGGUAGCUCCUAUGGAGCUGGAAGCUAUGGUGGAGGAUAUGGUGGUGGCUCAAGUGGUGGAGGAUAUGGUGGUGGCUCAAGUGGUGGAGGGUUUUCUUUCAGUGCUGGGGGUUCAGCUAACUUCGCUGGAAAUGAUAAGCAGACCAUGCAGAACCUCAAUGACCGUCUGGCUUCCUACCUAGAAAAAGUCAGGGAUCUGGAAGCAUCCAAUUCCGAGCUAGAGAUCAAAAUCCGUGACUGGUAUGAUAAGCAAGUAGGUGCUGGAGCAGGUGCAGGAGGCAAAGAUUACAGCAAGUACUUUGAUACCAUCGACGACUUGAGGGGAAAGAUCUUCGAUGCCACUCUUUUGAACUCCAAGCUUGUCCUGCAGAUUGACAAUGCCAGACUGGCUGCUGAUGACUUUAGAAUGAAGUAUGAGAACGAGCUAGCUCUCCGCCAGAGUGUCGAGAGUGACAUUAGUGGCCUCCGCAGAGCCUUGGAUGACCUGACCAUGUCCAGAGGAGAUCUGGAGAUUCAAUUUGAAAGCCUAGCAGAAGAGCUGGCUUACCUCAAGAAGAACCAUGAGGAGGAAAUGCAAAUUGCAAGAAGCAGUGCUACCGGCCAGGUCAAUGUAGAGAUGGAUGCUGCUCCAGGUAUCGAUCUCACUAAGCUUCUGAAUGACAUGAGGGCAGACUAUGAAGCUUUGGCUGACAAGAACCGCAGAGAAGCUGAGGCAUUGUUUGCAGCAAAGAGCAAAGAACUGCACCAGGAGAUCUCAGCCGGAGUGCAACAAGUGGAAACAACCAAGUCUGAACUCACUGACCUAAGACGUUCGCUCCAAGGCUUGGAAAUAGAGUUGCAGUCUCAGCUGGCAAUGAAAAAAUCUCUUGAAGACACCCUGGCUGAGACAGAUGGCCGCUAUGGUGGUCAGCUCCAGCAGCUCCAACAAGUCAUCGGUGGGCUAGAGGAGCAGCUCCAGCAGAUCAGAUCAGACAUGGAACGCCAGAGCAUGGAAUACAGGGAACUGCUCGAUAUCAAGACCAGACUGGAGAUGGAGAUUGAAACGUACCGCCGCCUGCUGGAGGGAGAACUAGAUGUGACAUCAACAGAAAAUAGGCCCCAAUAUCUUUAUUAAUGACAUUUCCUGAUCUUCAUUUCAGACCCCACCAAAACCAGAAAGGUGAAGACCAUUGUGGAGGAAGUAGUAGAUGGAAAGGUUGUGUCCUCUUCUGUGCAAGAGGUUGAAGAGAAGAUGAAUUAA